Microthlaspi erraticum is the source of this 726-nucleotide messenger RNA. The record is from the annotation of a GenBank genome assembly. NCBI's taxonomy places the organism in Eukaryota, Viridiplantae, Streptophyta, Magnoliopsida, Brassicales, Brassicaceae.
AUGACUGGUGACAAGUUUUGGAACGAAAAGUUCGCUCUAGGUUACGUAAACAACAAAUCUUGCCGCAGCUACAAAAUUUUGACGUGGUACGAAUCCGAUGCCGACAAAGUUGGUGGGAAUAAAAUUUACGAGUUUAGCUCUGAUUCUUGGAGAGUUCUUGAUCACGUCUCUCUCGACUACAACAUAGAGAAAAAUGACGUGUCUUUGAAUGGAAAUGCUUACUGGAUUGCUUAUGAGGAAAUACACACCUCUAAUGAAGAGUUGUUACUAAGUUUUGAUUUUACAAGAGAGAGAUUUAGACGUCUGUGUCUUCCGACGUUUCAGAAUCAUGUUUGGAUGGCUCUAUCUUCUGUUAGAGAAGAACAACUCUCAGUGUUACAUCGGAGCUUUGGUGCAUCAAAGAUCGAGAUAUGGGUGACAAAUAAAAUUGAUACUGAAGCCGCGUUGUGGAGCAUAUCUUUUACAGUGGACAUAACUAUUCACAUUAAUUCUUUUCAGUUUCCAACUAGUUUUCUUAUCGACGAGGAGAAGAAAGUGGCUGUGUGCUUUAAUCUACAUACAACCCUGCCGCUUAAAUUCACUAUUGAAAAGUAUUACACAGAAGCCCCUUUUGUAGAAACUAGUCAAGUAUCAUGGACAUGGCGCCCAUUUAUUUUCAACUAUGUUCCAAGUUUGACUCAAAUCCAGCAAGAAGAGGCAAACGAAAAGAAAGAAACUUGUCGAUAG